AUCUCCUAACAGAAAUAGCAAUAUUAACAAUGAAAUCUGCUGCACCAUAUUGAGAGAGUCUGAAUUAUUUAACAUAUCUACUAGUCCUUUAAAGAAAGACGUCUCCAGUGUGCACCAAUUGCUGAAGAUUGGUUCUUUCUUUGCUAGGAGUCACCAUUGUACUGCUCUACUAUCUUAUUGCCUUUACUUUCUUUUAUAAUGAUCCCUUAACAUUUCAAUAAUUGUGGCCAUUAGGUCCGCUUUCUGCUUACACAGCUUAAGCAAUCUCUUCACCUUCAGCAUAUCAACUUUGGAAAUACGACAAUCAAGGAACACCAUCAGAUCCUGGCAUGUCAACCACUUCUUCCCCUUGCCCUGAUGGAAAUUGAAUUUGAAUCGCAAACACUUCACUCCCCAUGCUGUUGUAAUUUUGUUGAUAUCAUCACCAAUUUCAAAAUAAUCAAUGAAUUCAAGGAGAAACUCAAAAUAAUCCUUGACCAAAGGGAUUGGUGGGUGGUUUCAAUGGAGUUAGAUAUACCGGUGCUGAAAGGUUGCGGAGAAGGAUUGGUGGUUUCCAAAGGGAUUCCAUGGCGUCUGUUGCUAAUUUCUCCUAGGUUUAGGGUUCACGCUGCCUGCUUUAGGCCCAACCCAUGGCAAAUAAGAAGGGGUAACGCCACAUGCAACAUGGUUACAUGGAAUGGAACAUAAACAAAAGGCUGUAUAAUCAAUCAAAGAAGGUGUUUUACAGUCUAGAUUGUGAGAGUUGUUGAUAUUAAGAAGGGUACCUCUAUCCAAUGGCUAGUAGUUUUCAAAUUUGGAUUGCAAAACACCAGAUACAUCUCAUAUUGAAUUUCGAAUUUCUCCAAAUUAUACAAAAAGAUUCUACAGGUCAAUGUAGAGCCAAGAGAAUAUUUCUCUUGAUUGCUUUUAAGAUGUACGAAGAUUUCAAAAGAACCUUGCGCUUUUAAAAAUAUAUAUAUGUGGUGACAUGAUUGGUGGUACUUUUUUUUGAAUAAAGAUUGGUGGUACUUAUUCCACAGAUGGAAGGGCUCACCUCUCUUAUAAACCACAAACAGGGCUUUAGUUGUAACUGAUCUCAGAAAUUAUCCUUUGCAUGGCGGAUGAUGCCCAACGCUUCCGCAUCAUCUGCUGUGACUGGAAUAUCUAAUGUCUGUCUGAUCUCUGCACUAGAAGUGCGAAGGAAUGGAUUACAUGACUUCUCUAUCUUUAGUGUAGUUGGAAUCUGGUAAAAUAGUAUAGCAGUCAAACUCAGGGAAUUUCACAUUGAAAUA
Rubroshorea leprosula is the source of this 1271-nucleotide messenger RNA. NCBI's taxonomy places the organism in Eukaryota, Viridiplantae, Streptophyta, Magnoliopsida, Malvales, Dipterocarpaceae. The record is from the annotation of a GenBank genome assembly.